Molecule: messenger RNA, 1347 nt
Organism: Daphnia magna
Lineage: Eukaryota; Metazoa; Arthropoda; Branchiopoda; Diplostraca; Daphniidae
Product: protein pygopus
Exons: 4
Coding region: 401-988 (195 amino acids)
Source: RefSeq, a predicted model, not a curated record
GGUUAUUUAGAAUUUUUUACGCCUGGCAACGCCCUUAUUUCUACAACUCGAAGACGCUAUAAACAAGGAAUUGUUUCUGACGUGUUGCUUUGAAUAAAUGGAAUAAAUUCACCUUAAGCUAAAAGCAUUUUACUGUUAUUUGGUUAGCUCCUUAUCCGCCCUGUCGAAGCGGAAGCCCAUUCAACCCUUGGCUGGGGACUUUCGGUCUCCCGGCCAAGGGCCCAAUUCAGAUGGUCCAGCUAACAACAAGAAAAAGCCUCGACGAGGGUCCAAUAAUGCUGCAGCUCAGGCAGCUCAGCAAUCUCCCGCUAUUAAUGACCUUGUUCCUCCGCCUCUCACUGGUUAUGGAGACACAAUUAUUGCCUCAAACCCAUUUGAUGACACACCACCACCCCAUUCGAUGAUGCAUCAGGGCCCUGGGCCAAUGUCGGGCCAAGGUCCAGGAGGCAUGGGGGGACCGCCUGGCAUGAUGGGCCAUAUGGGCAUGGGAGGAAUGAAUGGGAUGAAUCAUGGUGGUCAUAUGGGUCCAAUGGGUCAGAUGGGUGGGAACAUGAAUAAUAUGGGUGGCAUGAACAUGGGCCCUGGUCCUAUGGGACAUGGAGGGAUGGGCAGUGGUGGUGGACCUAUGGGGCCUAUGGGAAGUCCCGCGUGCAACGUCUUUGGUCAGCCAAACUCGGGAGGCCCACCUGGACCCAAACCUAUGCCUGUUUCAGCCGGAAAAAUCUACCCACCAGACCAGCCAAUGGUUUUUAACCCUCAAAAUCCAAAUGCUCCUCCCAUCUACCCUUGUGGUAUUUGUCACAAGGAGGUCCAUGACAACGACCAAGCAAUACUAUGCGAAUCAGGAUGUAAUUUUUGGUUUCACAGGAUCUGUACAGGAUUGACCGAGGCGGCUUAUCACUUGCUAACGGCCGAAGUUUAUGCCGAGUGGGUGUGCGACAAGUGCUACCAGUCUAAAAGCAUCCCAAUGGUCAAGUUUAAACCUUGAACAAAUUAUAAUAUCGUUAUCCUACCAAAAUGCUCGCAUUGAUUUUGUCUCGCCCACCCUAUCAGACAUCAGAAAGCCCCCUUUUUUUAUUAUUUCUUAUUGUCCUCUAUCGUCGACUGGAAGUGUUGUAUUACGUUGUUUAUUAGCCGCAAAACAUGAAACAAAACAAUAAUCACAAAACAACAAAAAAUAUUUUUGCUAUUGAUGGAGUCGCCUAAACAAGGGAAAGUCACGACUUUUUGGGUGCCUUAUUUUUUCCAUAAACAGAGUCCAUCGUUAAACCCGCAAACACCAAGGUCGCUCCAAUCCACUGUCUGCCAGAGAGCUGAUUGCCAAAAUAGAUGACAGAAGCCAUGACA